Pecten maximus is the source of this 3245-nucleotide messenger RNA. Its product is annotated as organic cation transporter protein-like. Gene Ontology annotation, molecular function: transmembrane transporter activity. NCBI's taxonomy places the organism in Eukaryota, Metazoa, Mollusca, Bivalvia, Pectinida, Pectinidae. The coding region runs from base 155 to 1855 and encodes 566 amino acids. The transcript has 9 exons. Gene Ontology annotation, biological process: transmembrane transport. The record is from RefSeq and is a predicted model, not a curated record. Gene Ontology annotation, cellular component: membrane.
CAGUAAGUGAGGUAUUCACAAAUUCUCUGAAGUCGUCACUGCCGGGGAGAAUACCCAGUAAGGAAUUAGGGUACCACAGUGGACAGGUGUUAAACUACCUGGAUAAUUUUACCCCUCCAGUAAGAAGGAAGUUCAAUUGAGGUGAACCAACAAGAUGCAGAUCCCGAUGGAGCUGCUGAUGAGCAAGCUUGGGAACCCUGGGAGAUACCAGGUGGCAGUGUUCUUACUGCUGGCGUUCAACUAUAUACCGGUGACCUUCAAUCACCUUGUGAUGGCUUUCUUCGGUUCUACCCCUCCUGUGUACUUCUGUACCAAUCCAGAUCUUCAGCCUUCCCCAACUCACAAGGGGCAUUCCUUGAACCUACAGUCAUGGGUGCCGACAAAAACAUACACAGUAGCUAACCUGACCAUUAUUGGUGUUGAGUAUGACAAGUGUUCAAGCACAUACUUUCUACAGGAUGGAGGUAAUAUGUCUGUUGAUUGUACAGCGCAGAUGGCGGGUAUGUGGAACUACGCCAAGGGGCCACGGGAGUCUACUAUUGUCACAGAGUGGGACCUAGUGUGUGACUCAUCUUUCCUGGCUAAGGUUGCCACGACAGUGUAUUUCUCUGGCGUAAUGGUGGGAGGGCUAGUGUUUGGUGUUGUAGCUGACAAGCUGGGACGGAAACCAGUGAUGCUAAUCACCUUGUAUGUCCCUAUCCUCGUCGGUAUUGGCAUCUCAUUCGCCAACAGCUACAUCCUCUUCCUGGUCCUCAGGUUCCUGCAGGGAGCCUUCAUGCAGGGUCUACAGACAUCUACUUACGUCCUUGCGAUGGAGCUAUUCUUGCCUCAGUACAGAGGAGUGGCGGGGGCAGUGCUGGAGUGUUACUGGGGCGUUACCGUGGUGAUGUUAGCUGGUGUGGCCUAUCUGCUGCAGUCCUGGCGAUACAUACAGCUGGCUAUUACCCUGCCCAGCCUUCUGGCCCUUCCUUACAUUUGGUUGAUUCCAGAAUCCCCUCGUUGGUUGCUGACAAGACAUCAGUUCAGUGAGACAGAGAAGUGGAUAGGCAAAAUGACAAAAUACAACAAAUUGGAGUACCCAUCCCAGGUGAUGGAAGACAUCAAGCUCCAUUUGGACAAGAGUGAAGCUUCAUCGGUGCGCCAGUACACAUUCAUGGACUUGGUUGCCACGCCGCGGAUCAGGACACGCAGCUUCAUACUGUUUUACCUUUGGUUUGCUGUAGCUGUUGGUUAUUAUGGGCUGUCCCUAAGUGUGACCAGUCUCCCCGGCAACAAGUAUUUCAACUUUGCCACAAGUGGAUCAGUGGAGUUGGUGGCAUUCAUCCUGGUGGUGAUCAUCAUCAAAAGAUUUGGAAGACGGAUAUCAUUGCUGACUUUCUUCAUGAUAGGGGCUACUUCCUGUAUAACUGCUGGGGUGUUGUCAUUCUUCAGUGAGCACGGGUCCAAGAUGUCUCAGUUCUCCACAGGAUUUGCUAUAUUUGGGAAGUUUGGUAUGGGUGGAGUGUUCAGCCUUACCUUUCUGUACACCUCUGAGUUGUACCCUACUGUUAUAAGAAACAUUGGAAUGGGAAGCUGUGCGUUCUGGGCUCGGUUUGGAGGAGUUGUGGCACCACUUGUCCUUAUGCUCGGAGACGUUACCCAUAAGUCGAUAUCUGUGGUGGUGUUUGGCUGCAUCGCAAUGAUCGGUGGAUUUAUCACUCUCCUUCUCCCUGAAACUCUCGGACAAAAACUUCCGGAUACUAUUGGAGACACAGAGAGUUUCCGAAGCUACAGAGAGGACCAGGAAGAGGAUGUUGCUGUGAAACAGACGCUAGCUCCGGGAGACGAGGAAGUCAUUGUCAUGACAGACAAGUAGCGAACUAGCCCUGAUCCUCAGUCUACCAGUGGCUUUGCUUGAUUUUAGAAUGAGCUUCUCGUUAGUGGUGAAUUGCUUAUUACUGUAUAGAUGGUUAGCUUUGCAGGGGUAAUAUUUCCUGUUUUUCCAGGUGAAAACUAGUUCAUGGGUUUUAAAUAUUUGCCCAAUGUCAGUAAAUCAAGAAACAAGUCAAGCACACAUCUUCAUUAAUAUAAUAGUUAAAAGCUUAUGAUAUGGAUAUUUGAUUUUUUCUUUAAUUAAAUUCAAUGACUAUUAGAUAAAUAUUUAAUUUCUUGCUAAUUUUACCAACUGUACAGUAUACAUUGGAAAGUUGAUCUUUAGAAUUGCCUUAGCAAGUUUUAUUUUUAUUUUAUAUAGUUUUACAUGUGUGAGAUGAAUAUUUUUAUUACAUUAACAUAUAUGUCAGGAGUCACUGACAUGUGUACAAGUUUUGGAACAUUUAUGUUUUAUCAAUGGAGGAAGAUAUCUCUUGAUUUGAAAAAUAUUGGAGAUAAACGAUGUAUUUAUAUUGACAAAAGUUUUUUAUUGUCUGAACAAUAUUAGUUUUUGUUAUUUUCAAUAUUUUGUUUUGGUUUACUUACAAGACGACUUACCAGAUUUAUGACACAUGAUUUAUUUUUGGGCUUUUUCAACUGUUAAAAACACUUCUUUUUGGAUUACCCAAAAAACUAUUAUACCACAGUAUAAAUUAUCUCCUGAAAACAACCUAGUACACAGUAGAACAAACUCGUCUACAUUUAUAAUUAAAUAGUCCAUGUACAACCGUAAAAGAUUUUUUGAGGGGUAAAAUUUUUCAUGGUUUUAGUAAAGUGGGACGGAUCAUAUAUUUUUUUGCAAAAAUUAUGGAAUGGACCACAUUUUUCUCCAAUUCAUUUUUCAAUUUGUUUUAUUUUCAUGAUUUUAUUUUAUCAUGAAAAAAGCUAGUUAAAACUUCAUGGAAUAUUUACAACUUUUUCAAUACAAAAUGUGGUGCAGCCAUGAUGGUACCGAAUUUAUGGAGAACCAUGUAAAAAGAAUUUGUGAGUGUGAAGUAUGUUUAAUUGUGUGAACCUUAAGCAUACUUGUCCUAAUUUUAUAUCACUGAAUAUUGUUUUAUAUAUAUAUAUAUGUUGUAAAUUAAUGUUGUCUUGCAUAUAAAAACCUACGCUGUUCUAGGGCAGGUUGUACAACUGUUUUAGCCAGAUAUACAAUGGUAUUAUGACAGCCAACCAUCUGCAUUUAUCUCUACAGGAACCCUAUGGUCAUUUAUCGGUAACCCUACAGGAGCCUUGUGGUCAUUUAUCGGUGACCCUACAGGAGCCCUGUGGUCAUUUAUCGGUGACCCUACAGGAACCUUGUGGUCAUUUAUCGGUGACCCUACAGGAGCCCU